This is a messenger RNA of Medioppia subpectinata, 696 nucleotides long. The record is from the annotation of a GenBank genome assembly. Lineage: Eukaryota; Metazoa; Arthropoda; Arachnida; Sarcoptiformes; Oppiidae.
AGGGCUGAACACCAACUCAUGAAAGCCGUCGUCAUUAAUAAGUUGCCUUUGGAUGACAUUCACAAUCAGUUUGAAGUUUUGAAGAAUAGUAUAUCAGAAGAGGAAUCGAAGCUGAAUGUGAGGACUAAUUGUCUGGAUCUACUGAAGACACCAAAUCUAAGGCGAAGUACACUUAUUAUGUACUUCACGUGGUUUGUCAACUCAUUCGUCUAUUACGGCAUUUCAUUAAAUAUCGGCGACUUUGGCGGCAAUCUAUUCGUCAGUUUCUUCAUCGCCGGACUCAUAGAGUUUCCGAGUUAUCUCUUCCCUAUAUUUGCGUUCAAAUAUGUCGGCCGACGGCCAGUCACUGCGGGUCUCAUGUAUUUCAGUGGUUUGUCGUGUUUUGCAAUAAUACCGUUCAUUUCGUAUCCAAUACUAUGGCUGAGAAUUACGGUCGCAAUGAUUGGAAAGUUUUUUAUUACCAGUUCUUAUGGUGUGGUCUAUGUUUACGCGGCGGAGAUAUAUCCCACUGUCAUUAGACAGGUAGGCGUCGGCUCGUGUUCAGUGGCCGCACGGGUGGGCUCUAUGUUGGCUCCAUUUGUGAAGGACUUGAAUGUAUACACCGGAAUGGGUGUCGUUUUGUCACUAUUUGGCACACUUUCAAUGGCCGACGGAAUAGCCAUUCAUUUUCUGCCAGAAACUCGUGGCCAACACAUC